Molecule: messenger RNA, 1970 nt
Organism: Equus quagga
Lineage: Eukaryota; Metazoa; Chordata; Mammalia; Perissodactyla; Equidae
Product: liver carboxylesterase-like
Exons: 14
Coding region: 80-1777 (565 amino acids)
Biological process (GO): lipid catabolic process
Cellular component (GO): endoplasmic reticulum; lipid droplet
Molecular function (GO): carboxylic ester hydrolase activity
Source: RefSeq, a predicted model, not a curated record
GAAGGGCUCUGGGGCUGACUGCACAGCCCCUUCCAGCGGCACUGAGUCCUGCAGGCGCAGCAGCUGCUGUCCUUCCACGAUGUGGCUCUUCUCUCUGGUCCUGGUCUCCGUGGCCUCUUCCACAGUUUGGGGGUACCCAUCCUCGCCGCCUGUGGUGGACACCGCGCAGGGCAAGGUCCUGGGGAAGCACGUCAGCCUGGAAGGAUUUGCACAGCCCGUGGCCGUUUUCCUGGGGGUCCCUUUUGCCAAGCCCCCCCUGGGAUCCCUGAGGUUUGCUCCGCCACAGCCUGCAGAUCCAUGGCCCUUCGUGAAGAACACCACCUCCUACCCUCCCAUGUGCUCCCAGGACGCAGUGAUGGGUCAGAUGCUCUCAGACCUCGUUACCAACAGAAAGGAGAAGAUUGCUCUCAAGUUUUCUGAAGACUGUCUUUACCUAAAUAUUUACACUCCCGCUGACUUAACAAAGAAAAGCAGGCUGCCGGUGAUGGUGUGGAUCCACGGAGGUGGUCUGGUGGUAGGCGGAGCAUCGACCUAUGAUGGGCUGCCCCUCUCUGCCUAUGAAAAUGUGGUGGUGGUGACCAUUCAGUACCGCCUGGGCAUUUGGGGAUUUUUCAGCACAGGGGACGAACACAGCCCAGGAAACUGGGGUCACCUGGACCAGGUGGCCGCACUGAAAUGGGUCCAGGAAAACAUUGCCAACUUUGGAGGAAACCCAGGCUCUGUGACUAUCUUUGGAGAGUCAGCAGGAGGUGAAAGUGUCUCUGUUCUUAUGUUAUCUCCACUGGCCAAGAACCUCUUCCACCGGGCCAUCUCUGAGAGUGGCGUGGCCCUCACUACUGCUGUGUGCAAGAAGGACUCAAAGGCCGCAGCUCAGAAAAUUGCCGUCUUCAGUGGGUGUAAAACUACCACCUCGGCUGUGAUUGUUCACUGCCUGCGCCAGAAGACAGAGGACGAGCUCCUGGAGACAUCGCUGAAGAUGAAAUUUUUCACCCUUGAUUUCCAUGGAGACCCUAGAGAGAGCUACCCCUUCCUGCCCACUGUGGUUGAUGGAGUGCUGCUGCCAAAGAUGCCUGAGGAGAUUCUGGCUGAAAAGAAGUUCAACACUGUUCCCUACAUCGUCGGAAUCAAUAAGCAAGAGUUCGGCUGGUUUCUUCCAACGAUCAUGGGCUACCCACUCGCUGAAGGCAAGCUGGACCAGAAGAAGGCCACAUCACUCUUGUGGAAGUCCUACCCGAUCGUUAACAUCCCUGAGGAACUGACUCCAGUGGCCAUUGAGAAGUAUUUAGGAGGGACCAAUGACCCUGUCAAAAAGAAAGAUCUGUUCCUGGACUUGAUGGCAGAUGUUGUGUUUGGUGUCCCAACUGUGACUGUGGCCCGUUAUCACAGAGAUGCUGGAGCCCCCACCUACGUGUAUGAGUUUCAGCACCACCCAAGCUUCUCAUCGGACAGGAGACCCAAGACGGUGAUAGGGGACCACAUGGAUGAGCUCUUCCCGCUCUUUGGGGCCCCAUUUUUAAAAGGGGGUGCCUCAGAAGAGGAGAUCAACUUCAGCAAGAUGGUGAUGAAAUUCGCGGCCAACUUUGCUCGGACUGGGAACCCCAGUGGCAAGGGGGCGCCCCAUUGGCCAGUGUAUGACCAGAAGGAAGCAUACUUGCAGGUUGGCGUCACCACCCAGGUAGCCCAGAAGCUGAAAGACAAGGAAGUGGCUUUCUGGACCGAGCUCCUGGCCAAGGGGGCAGCGGAGAAGCGACAGGAGACAGAACAUGUUGAGCUGUGAAAGGGCAUCCCAGCCAGCCUCCAAGGCCUAGGGGAACCCAGAUGGGGGAUUCUACAGAAGGUGUUACGGGCCUAAGAGGCAUCUGAUUGUGGAGGCUGGGGAAUUGUCUGGUGGGAGUGGGCAGAGGCCAGGGAGAGCGAAUUUCUAUAUCUGUGGCCUCAAAUUGUGGAAUAAAUGUACUUUUGGGGACUAA